This is a messenger RNA of Cladophialophora bantiana CBS 173.52, 1713 nucleotides long. Its product is annotated as GTP-binding protein rhoA. Gene Ontology annotation, molecular function: GTPase activity; GTP binding. The record is from RefSeq and is a predicted model, not a curated record. Gene Ontology annotation, biological process: small GTPase-mediated signal transduction. The transcript has 7 exons. NCBI's taxonomy places the organism in Eukaryota, Fungi, Ascomycota, Eurotiomycetes, Chaetothyriales, Herpotrichiellaceae. Bases 1 to 1713 code for a protein of 570 amino acids.
AUGGAUCCGCUCUCCAUUACAGUGGGCGUCGCAACACUGCUAAAAUGCUGCAUAUCCGUCGGCGUCUCACUCCGCAAAUUUCUUAUUGGCGCUGCGGAAGUGAAAACUGUGAUCGCGGCAAUGAUGGUUGAUCUCAGAGCCUUACGAUCGGUGCUUGAGUCGAUGGAAGCCACUUUUGAGGAGAUGAACAGCGAUAAGCCUGAGACCGGCCAUGUAGGAGCUCACUGGACCAACCUCUUCCAGUCGCUCGAGGACGGCCAACAAAGUCUCGCUGGGCUACAGAAAGUACUUGAAGAUGCUAACAAGCAUGUUAAAAUCUUAGACAGCGCUCGCAAGCAGAUACGCAUCAAGGCUGUUGCCGAUAAAAUUGUCACCUGCCGGCAAGAAGUACAGGUAUAUAAGGAUACGCUUCAGCUUUCGUUACAGACCAUAAUUCUAUGGAAUUCGCAUGGCAUAAAGGGCAGUACCGAAGAGCUCCUAGUUGCGUCUAGGGCCACGCAUCAAGACCUCCAACGGCUGGCGACUAAUGUCGAGAUCAAGUUGACAGCCCUUCAUACCUUAUUUGAGCAUUCCAAUGAGGCUGAUGGUAUGACCAAGAUUACGAAUCUCAAAAGGACAAUUACAUCAGCAGCGACUGUCAUCGCUGGGGACACCACCGACGUGGCCAAUUUGAAGGACGUGGAUGAUUUCACGUCGGAUUUCGGAGACUGGACUCUGCCGGUGCAUACACUAUCCAAAUCGAGCUCGGCUUUGACGCUCAGCACCGGCACCAACGAUGGACCCGUAGAUCUGCCACCUGUAACAAGCAAUGGCGAGCUCACGAACAUACCGAGUGGGAACACGAAUAUAACCUCCGGAUCGCACUCACUGGCGCCAGCGCCAAUUCCACGACGGAAACCAGUUGGGGGACAUCCAGCAAAGGGAAGCGAAAAUCCGCCCACAAAACCAAAUGAUCAUGAUGUAAAAUCAGAUCUAGCCAUAUCUGAUGUUGAGCCUGUGUCUAGCCCAAAGUUUCAGCUCCCCACAAUUGAUAUCCGACGCGUUGAAAAGUCGAACCGGAAACGAUUAAGGGGGUUCUGGUUCAACAAGUCAAUGAACUCACUCGCAGUCCGAAGUCCCAUGAUGGAUGAUCCGCAAUCCACAUCAUCGAGGUGGCGCAAAAGAAAACUGCCACGGAAACUCAAGAUAGUACUCGUUGGCGACGGUGCUUCGGGGAAGACAUGCUUACUCAUCAUGGUCACCAAAGGUACUUUUCCUGAAGUCUAUGUAGCCACAGUCUUCGAGAACUAUGUGGCAGAUUUCGAAUUGAAUAAGCAAGACUUCACGGUUCAUUUCUGGGAUACCGCUGGACAGGAGGACUAUGACAGAUUGAGGCCUUUAUCAUAUCCUGACGCAGACGCCGUGGUUAUUACUUUUGCUAUAGACUCCCCUGACUCGCUGGAUAACGUACAAGCAAAGUGGAUCUCAGAGGUCCUCCAUUUCUGCUCUGCAGCACCAAUAUUUCUCGUCGGCUGUAAGAAAGACUUGCGAUACGAUCCCAAGACGAUCGAAGAGCUCCGUAAGACGUCGCAGAGGCCCGUAACUCUUGAACGGGCGGAAGGUGUGCGCAAGAAGAUCGGUGCAGUCGCGUACGUCGAGACGUCUGCAAAGACAGUGAGGUAUAAGAUUGACCAUGCUAAGAAGAAGCGGGAUCAGGCAUCGUCAGGAAUCUAA